This is a messenger RNA of Aureococcus anophagefferens, 795 nucleotides long. RefSeq lists its product as hypothetical. The record is from RefSeq and is a predicted model, not a curated record. NCBI's taxonomy places the organism in Eukaryota, Pelagophyceae, Pelagomonadales, Pelagomonadaceae. The transcript has a single exon. Bases 1 to 795 code for a protein of 264 amino acids.
AUGAGCGCUCCGACGCGCGACGAGCUCCUGGGCCUGACCGUGCCCGCGCUCAAGGAGCGGUGCCGCCAAUCCGGGCGCCCGUGCUCGGGCCGCAAGGGCGAGCUCGUCGACGCCCUGCUCCGCCCCGCGCCCGGCGCCGCGCCGCGGAAGCGGCCCGCGGCCGGCGCCGCGGCCGGCGCCGCGCCGCGGAAGCGGCCCGCGGCCGGCGCCGCGGCCGGCGCCGCCGCGCCGAAGAAGGCCGCGCCGGGCCCGGGCGGGCGCGACGAGGCGGCGCGGCAUUUCGCGGCGCUGUCGCGGCGCGCGCCGAGCCGCAAGGAGAUCGAGUCGACGGAGCCCGGCGGCGCGCCGACGGUGGUGGAGCGGACGCUGCCGUCGUUCUUCGACUACUACCCGCGCGCGCGGCGGGCCCACGACGCGCUCGCGGGCGACGGGCCCGCGCGCCUCGCGCUGCUCCGCGCGUGCGCGCGCGUCGUCGAGACCGGCGACGCGGCGGCCAUGGGCGCGCUCGUCGCCGCCGCGCUGCCGCCGGACGCCGGCGACGCGGCCGCGCCCAUCGACGUCGACGCCGGCGCCGGCGCGCCGCCGGCGGCCUUCCGGUGGCAGGUCGACGGCGGCGACGCGGGCUGGCUCGACUUCGACGCGGCCUCGAACGCCGCCGCCGAGGACGCGCGGCGCCGCGGCGCCGGCUCCGCGGCGUUCACGUCGCCCUACGGGUCCUACGACCUCAACCUCGAGUUCAUGGUGCAGAUCAACCGCGCGACGGGCACGGCGCGACCCGUGCGCUACGUCCCCUAG